UGCAUUUGGUCAGAUGAAGAAUGAUGCUAUGGACUAUUAUUUUCACCUAAAAGGCACAGAUGAAGAGGGCUAGCAUGUCUCUUCCUGUAUGGAGCUCAGUUCAGAUGUCCUGUUCAUUCUGGCUCCUCCUUCUGUGCUCCUCUAUCAGGUUUAAUCCUGCUGUGUCUGAAUUAGGCCUGGAGGAUGUGUUCUUUCACCCUCAGUCCAUGCGAACUGAAGAGGGCCGGGAUGUUUUCCUUCAGUGUGUCUCGGGUGAUAGUUCUCCUCCUGCUCAGAUUUCAUGGUUAAAAAAUGGCAGAGUUCUCACCAAAGGAAACCAGAUUCAGGGACAGUAUGGAGGAGGGAGUCAAAGGAAGACUUCUGGAACUUUGCACAUGGCUAACAUCACUAAAGCAGACCAAGGAAUCUACAUCUGUAUCACCCACAAUCCUCUGCUGAACAUAAGCAAAGAAAGUAAAGCAGCAACUCUGACAGUGCAUGGUUCCAAUGUAGACGUAAAGAUUAUUGAAGGCCCCCAAAAUCGUACUGUACCUGUUGAAAUGGAAGCUGCACUGCACUGCUUUGUUGAAGGUUUCCCCAUUCCCACAGUACAGUGGUUUAAGGAUGGACAUCUAUUACCCAACUCUUCUAGAUGGGAUCUGCAGAAGGACGGACAGCUGCUGAUUUUUCAGAGAGUAUUGUCAGGGGAUGAGGGCCUGUAUUUCUGUGAAGCUCACAAUGAGAGGCAGAAAGUGAUAUCCGAGCCAGCGUACCUCCUGCCUGCUGUUAUGGAUUGGAUCUUUGUUCUUGAACCUGCCAACCUAACAGUGAGGAAGGGUGAAUCUGCAACUCUUCCCUGUAGGCCUCCUCACAGUAGACCCCAAGCACAAGUGUCCUGGUUUAAGAACAACAGACUCCUCCAGACAGGACCAUAUUAUAUUUUUGAUCCUACCGGAGACCUGGUCUUCCACAGUGUACAAGAGACAGACAGUGGAUUGUAUUUCUGCAGAGCAUCUAAUUCCCAUCUGAAAAGGGCUCUCACAUCGAAAACAAUAUUCCUGGAUGUUCUUGAACCUCCAUCUGUGACUAUCUGGCCGAUGAUGGUAACGUCUCCUGUUGGAGCUGAAGUGGCGAUUCACUGCCAGGUGUUAGGACACCCUGCCCCUUUCAUCAAGUGGUCAAAGCAGGGCCGGUUUGUCCAAACUGGAGGCAAAAUUAUCAUGAGGUUAAGAAACACAACACUCUACAUUUCAUCAGUGAGAAUGUAUGAUGAAGGACAUUACACAUGCGCAGCCUCCAACACACUGGGCCACGAUCAGAAAACCAUGACUCUUCGGGUUGCUGUGAAACCUGUCAUUGUUUCCUUCGUUACAUCACUCACUGUCUCAGAGGGAUCACCUGUAAGUCUCCCUUGUCGAGCUGUUGGAGAUUUUCCUGUCAAAUACACUUGGAUUAGAACUGGGUCGAUACAAAAUUCACCAGACCAGUCUGGUUCAAACUCUCCGGUCUCUCUCCCACAACAGAUACACAUUGAUGAUAAUGGGACAUUAGUCAUCCCCAACAUCCACCGGUCUGAUGCAGGUGAAUAUCACUGCAGUGCAGAAAAUAGAGUCGGUCAGGAUGAGAGAAGUCUUAUCAUAACUGUAACUGGUGAGCAAAAUGCAUGAGAACUAAGAUUGCUUUAGUUCUCAUAGUUGCAGUAAAUGUAAAUCAGUUUCAUGUUUGCAAAUCUUGGUUUUAUCUAAUCAGCCAAAUGCUCUAACUUAAAGCUGACUCAGAAGAUGUUCCAACUGAUAAGGACACACUGAGUAAAAAGAUUUUGCCGACUGUGAGUAAUGCUAUUUGCAUAGAUCUUGUGCUGGUCCCAUCUGUGACAUUAACCUCAUAACACGUGACUGACACUGUGAUUGUUUUGUGAGUACUUUGCCAUUUUCAUUAACAUUCUCCACCAUUUUGACCAUUUUUAAUGGUUUAGGCCAGUUGAAUAAUAUUCUGCAACACCUGCAUCUGGUAACAAUCAUGGAUCUUAGAUUGUGUGUGUUUUUCCAACCUUGCAGGUUCCAGAGAUUGAACAAGAGCUAUUUACUAAUUCCCUUCUUUACGGUUCAAAGCUUCUGAGUAAUACAGAGAUAAAUGAAUCAUUUCAGCAAACAACUGAAGAUUACACAAAGAUAUCUUUUUUAAAUGCUUUUGUGGAGGACUCACCAACAUACUUGAAUCUUGAAUCUACCCAAGACACUAUAGAGUUAAUUUCACUUAAGCCAAGUUACAUUAGCAAAGGAAGUAAUGAAAAAAUCAAACAUCUCAUUCAAACACAAAAACCAACCCCUGUGCCUCUCAAACCUACACCAUUUCCCCCACUCAAAGAGACUUUUAUACAGGAUUUGCAUGGACAUAUGCAAUCAACAGAGCAGGCCACAAAACCUCCAGUAAUGAAUCCAAACACAAACAGCCCUUCUACAGCAGACUCAAACUCCUAUAAAAUUCUGAGCUUUUCCCUGAAAAGUGCCCAGUCCUUUAGCGCACAAACUCAGACUACAGGCUUAACUAUAAUGGAUGUAGAGAAUAUCACUGCCACAGCUCCUGUGGAAAAGCAUCAAAACCAGAGUCAAAUCAUCAAGCAGUCUGGAGGUACUAAGUCAUCAGUGACGAAUGACACAGACCUUGUUGAGUCACUCAAGAAAAACACCUCGCAGGCCCCUAUGA
This is a messenger RNA of Carassius carassius (crucian carp), 2685 nucleotides long. RefSeq names its product roundabout homolog 1. The transcript is spliced from 12 exons. Gene Ontology annotation, molecular function: cell-cell adhesion mediator activity. Gene Ontology annotation, biological process: axon guidance; dendrite self-avoidance; homophilic cell-cell adhesion. The coding region runs from base 60 to 1646 and encodes 528 amino acids. Gene Ontology annotation, cellular component: plasma membrane; axon. The record is from RefSeq and is a predicted model, not a curated record. NCBI's taxonomy places the organism in Eukaryota, Metazoa, Chordata, Actinopteri, Cypriniformes, Cyprinidae.